This is a messenger RNA of Toxorhynchites rutilus septentrionalis, 1211 nucleotides long. RefSeq lists its product as uncharacterized. Gene Ontology annotation, biological process: transcription elongation by mitochondrial RNA polymerase; mitochondrial transcription. The record is from RefSeq and is a predicted model, not a curated record. Gene Ontology annotation, cellular component: mitochondrial nucleoid. Gene Ontology annotation, molecular function: DNA polymerase processivity factor activity. The transcript is spliced from 2 exons. Lineage: Eukaryota; Metazoa; Arthropoda; Insecta; Diptera; Culicidae. The coding region runs from base 143 to 1189 and encodes 348 amino acids.
UCUGUUUUGGUACUAUUGACAUAAAGCUAGUUCGAAUCAAUUUAAAUAUUCCUGUGUCUCUUAUAAAAAUCUGAGAUUAAAUAAUAGUUUUGAUAUGUUUUUGUGGCAGAGUCAUUAUUAGAUAACAUUUCACGGAUUCAAUAUGUUAACGUUUCUUUAUUUUGGUCGAAAACUGAGAAUAAGUAACACUGUAUUGAAUGUGCGAAAUAUCUACGUGAAAAGUACAACGAAACUCGGUUUCCCGUGUAUGUACAGUGAAGAUGAAACACGUAAAAUUCUAGAUACAUUAAAUAAGGAUGAUGUGGAACAAUUAUACAAAUAUAAUAUAUCUAAAUAUCGGUUGAAAAAAAUAGAUGAUUGGCGCAAAAAGUUCGGAUCUUUCAUGACUCUCGACGAUGUGUUGGAGCUUGAUGGGUUCGGUAUAAACGUUUUACGAAAAUUUUGUGAUUCGAUUGUCAAAUGCCCGAGUGUGGAAACAACACAAACCAAGCCGGCAAAAAAAGAUGUCAAGUUCACGACUCCCGUUAUUCCAGUGCAUGUGGUUCCUAGAAUCAAGAGUUGCGUUUCUCUGCAUAUAGGAUUGGAUUUUAUCACCUGGGCAAAAUUUGAAAUUGAGAGACAAAAACCGUCCGUAUUAGCGGGCUGGAGUAGUUUCGCUAUACCAGAUCGGAAGCUGCACGUUAGCGAGCUGAUUCGGAACGUUACGCAACUCAAUCACUUGAUUCCGGAGGCUGACGUCUACGUUGUGGAAAACCCGGCUGUCGCUCAAUCCAUGGCUAUGGGGAAUGCACUCCAAACGAACAUUAAUGUCCAAAAAUCCCAGCUGAUCGCUAUGAUAAUGCUAAUGCUCUCAAGUCGUCCUACAGAUGAUGUUGAGCUUAAGGAGUGUAAUGUAUUUUUCAUGAAACAAUAUUCCUCUGCUCGACUUUUCGGAAUAUUCGUUGGCAGUGAACGUAUAUCAGCAGAAGGUGUUGUUCGGUCGUUGAUCGAGCAUAGAGUUGGGCCUAACGAAAGUCAAUUAAACGAACAACAAUCAGAGUUGAUUAUUCCAUCUGGCCUGCGUGUAGUCUACGAAGGAUGUGAUAGAGCUGAAAAGGAAUUUAUGGGUCAAUCGAUGCUGCUCGGAUUGUCCUUUUUGAGAUUGUGUAUUUUUAAAUGCGAGCAAAGUCUUCAGAUUUUUCGUAGGUAAAGCUUGUGUAUAAAUUCACCAA